Saccharomycodes ludwigii is the source of this 1305-nucleotide messenger RNA. RefSeq names its product Rmd1p (gene RMD1). The record is from RefSeq and is a predicted model, not a curated record. Lineage: Eukaryota; Fungi; Ascomycota; Saccharomycetes; Saccharomycodales; Saccharomycodaceae. The transcript has a single exon. The coding region runs from base 1 to 1305 and encodes 434 amino acids.
AUGAGUUCAAAUCUACCGUGUCAACAUGAUGAAGAAGAAGAAGAAGAAGAGCCUCUUUUAAAAAAUAAUGGCACCGUACAAGCUACGGUUUCUUCCAAUAAUACUGUUUCCAAGUACGUAAAUAAUACAAUAUCUGAACACGAAACAAAAUUAAAAUCUCCAAAUGACAAAAAUAACAAAAAACUAACAAAUAAGCAUAUUUCUAAAAUGGGCCCACAAAGAACUUCAAGAACAACUCAGAAAUUAAAAUUAUUACCGGAAGAACCAUUCAGUUCUACUAAAGGCCAAGCUUUGACAUCCCAGGAUAAAGAUGUUUACUCACAAGUCAAUCAUAUCACAGACAAACAUGCAAGAAGAGACGCAGAGAAAUUAGGAAAAAAUCAAAGACAUUUGUUACCAAGAGUCACAGCAUAUUGUACUGCUAGUAGUUACAACAUAAAAGAAUUACUCAAAUGGUUAAAAGAUUGUAAGAAAUUGUACCACACGCGUCCAAAACUAUUUGAUGAAUGUUUAUAUACUCCAUUUAAAUAUAAAGAUUGGAGAGCGGAUAAGAGAUUUGUUCACCAAGAUAUAAUACGAUUGGACGACGAGGGCGGAGAGAUCAUUGUUAGUGAUAAACAGCCUGAUUUAUUUAUCUUUGAAUAUGGUGUUAUUGUAAUGUGGGGGUUCACUGAACGUGAAGAGAAAGCAUUUUUAAACGAUUUGGAUAGCUUUGAGAGAGAGAAAUUGGCUGAAGAAGACGUCCAGGUUGAAGAAUUUAAUUAUUACAUAACGCAAAGUUAUCAGCCGAGAAUUUACAACGAUUUUAUCACUUUGAAAGAUGGAUCAAAUUAUCUAGUAAAAUUAUCUAUUUCACAUGCUAUUGCCCAAAGUGUAAAAAUAUCUUUGUUUGAGGAAUUAGUAGAUAAUACUAUUGAAGAUACGCAAGAUAUUCCUCAACAAAUCGCGUCUGUAGGUAAAAUAUCAAUGACCAAGGAAGAAAUUAUGAAAAGUAUUGGAGAGCUAUUCAUUUUGAGGAUAAACAUUAACUUGCAUGGUUCUGUGAUGGAUUCGCCCGAACUUAUGUGGGCAGAACCACAUUUGGAACCGAUUUAUCAAGCUACAAGAGGUUACUUGGAAAUAAAUCAAAGAAUAAGCCUACUUAACCAAAGAUUGGAAGUCAUUUCCGAUUUAUUGCAGAUGUUAAAAGAGCAGUUGGGCCAUAGUAAUGAAGAAUAUUUGGAAUUUAUAGUAAUUGUUUUGGUCGGCGUCGAAGUGUUGGUAUCCGUGGUAAAUAUAAUUGUUGAUAUAAUAGCAGAUUUAUAA